UCUGGAGACGGAACCAAAAGUUUAGUUCGUAAUUUGCACGGGUUUUCUGCGGUAAAUGCCCAGCAGUGAUUGAACUGCAGCUGCAGGAUAUUUUAAGACGUCUCUGCGGUUUCCAUUUUAUUUAAUUGUUAUUUUUAAGUCUUUGCCAGAGAAUCAAAACUUUCUUUUCUCGUUUUUGCAUGAGGCGUCAGUUUCCUGUAACCAAAUUCCGCACAUGAAGCGCGUCGAGGGGGGGAGUUUGGCACACUUUUACGCGCUGUAUCCGCUACAUCUUGCGCGCAUCGCCGAGCAGAGCUUACGCUGAAAGAAGUGCGACCAAGAACAAAGGGUUGGAUUGAUAACAAAUGUUAUUAAACAGCUUCUAACGCAAAUCAAGCUGUGCUUUAACGUCAGGAACACCACGUCACUCAGUUCAAGAACUCCCACUAUUUCCUUCCACUUGGAUCAUCAUCCACCCUACAGUUUAGAGAGAAAUCUGUAUACAGAUUUAGGCUGAAAACGGCUUAAUCAUGAUGACCGGAUUUCGAAUCAACUUGUCGCCCCUGAAGGAACCCCUAGGCUUCGUUAAACUGGUAGAAUGGCUCACAGCCAUAUUCGCAUUCGGAAGCUGUGGUGGAUUCUCGGGUAGAAACAUCAUAUCUCUCUUCUGUGGUAAUGGCAUGAAUGAAACCCUCAACGCCAACUUUCACUACCCAUUUAGGCUGAGCCAGGUCCCACUUGUUGAUGGAAACACCACUAUUUGCAAUCACUCUGUCACUACCACGCACAUGAUGGGAGACUCGGCAUCCGCCGCAGAGUUCUUCGUCGGCAUCGGGAUCGUAUGCUUCUUGUAUAGCAUGGUAGCUCUGUUGGUUUACUUAGGCUACAUGCAUGUCUACAAGGACUCUGACUUCGGACCCAUAUUUGACUUUGUCAUCACAGUAAUCUUGGUCUUCAUGUGGUUAGUGUGCUCAUCUGCCUGGGCAAAGGGCCUGCAGAAUGUGAAGGACGCCACAGAUACUGAAGGAAUCGGUGCCUCGCUGGCUCUUUGCAAGGGAGGCAACAUCACCUGUGAGGUCACGAACUUUGCCAACAUGCGGACGCUCAAUAUCUCUGUGGUGUUUGGCUAUCUCAACAUGUUCAUUUGGGCUGGCAAUGCCUGGUUUGUUUACAAGGAGACUCGCUGGCACUCCCAGAAAUUCUCCUCCCAACCUGGGCCUGGAAGGCAACAGGUCCCUGCACCAAUCUAACACCAGGGCCGACUUGUUACCACGCGCAAACAUGCAUACUACACGGAAAGGAAUUCAAACCGUCACAUAAAUACAUACAUAAAUACAUGUUUAAAUUUUGAGGUUUUAUACAUAUAUAUGAAAUGUUUUUGACGGAGAAAAUAAAGGCGAGAAUGUUAGAAUUUAUCAGUCCGCUUUUGCUUGUGCUAACAGUGCACAGAGCUGUACUGGCCUUUUGCAACCUAAAUGACUUGACAUAAUUUUACUCCUUGCAUACUGACGGUUAUGAAAGAAUAAAAUCCUACUCUGCAUAUAUUUCUUUGGAGAGCUUAGCAACAAUGAACUUGAACAACAAAGCCGAAUGUGUCUUUAAUAUGCAUGUCAAACAUUUUAACCAUUUGAGUGAGCUUAACAACCUUAUUCUGGCCCUGGGCCCCAGAUAUUCUCACACAUUGUGACCAAAUGUGUUAUAUAAAGCCCCCGAAUACAUUUAUUGGCAUCGUUAUACAGUUACAAGACCGGAUGGCUACCUAUUUUCAUUUUCCUAGCAGACACCAACAGAUUCUUAUUUUAAAUGUCCUGGUAAUUGAAAUAGUUCAUGAUCAAAUGCUCUUCAACAAGGGCCACAAACCCACAGCACCAGAGCCUCUACCAUUCCUAAUAGUGGACAUGAGUUGCUUUCCCACAUAUUCAUCCUUUUUGUCCACAAUAGCCCCACCAGGGCAGAAAAGCUCAAUCUUAUUCUCACCAGUAAAAGUCAAGAUGGAGGAGCCACAUGUUUCCAGUCCCUUUGGACAAGAAACCGGCCCACAGCAUCAGAGAUCCUACGCCAUACUUAAAAGUGCUUAAAGGUGCUUUCCAUAAAUUCAUUCUUCGUUUCAUGUUUACCUUCCUUACCAUUUUCCUUACCUCACAUGAUUAACUUGUGAGCUCAUCCAGCCUUGUCUGCAUCGGGUAAGAAAAAUGGAUCUUUGAGGCAGAUCAUCUUUUUGCCCCAUGGAAACAAAAAGCACAGUCAUGAAUUACUAAUUUAAAGCUCUUAGACGCUUUGUUCGACUAAUAAAAAUUAAACAGUAAUCUAGAAAAUGCUACAACUAACUUUAUAUUACAGGAAUUAAAGCGAUGCAAAUACGUUUUGUUACCUAGCAUUUAACGAACAAUUAUUUUGUCACUGAGUAAAUGUAGUCAAAUUAAAGGUUGGAUUGAAAAUAACCUGUAAAUAAAAGGCACAUUGUUUUUAAGGAGUUUUACACAUUUUUCUAUAGGGUGUCAAAAGGAGUGGUGCUGUGUGUCAUUUAGUGCUAUAUAAAUGCAUGUUAUUAGAUUUAAAAUUUAGACAUGAAUUCUGCUCUGUGUUAAAUUUAGGCAAUUCUGUUUUUUUUUUUUUUUGGUUUUUGUUUGUUUUUUGCUGAAUCAUGCAAGCAUUUAAUUUUAAUUGUCAAUUGUUUUCUUUCAUGUCGUUUCGAUUUUCUUUAAGUUUUUCUAUUUACCACCUAGUGGCAAGUGGUGGUAAGUGCAACUCCUGGUGAAACUGUCCAACUGACAAAAUCAUUAGAUUCAGUCGUAUUUUGGUUUGCUUUUAAGAUUCAGAAAAUACUGUGUGAAGUUGUUUAAAACUCAUAUAUCAGGAAUCCUGCUGCUCCCGUGGUAUUUAAUGUGGUUUUGCAAUUUUUAUAAGAACAUACCCAAGAAAACCAGAGAAGCUGAUAAUAAUCAUUGGACUACAACUGCAUUUAUACCAGCGAACCCAAGGAUCAUUCUCUCUUAGCACAAGAUGCUUUCCCCUACAUAGAGGACUUAAUGACAUAAUUACCUCUUUAGAAAGAUUGGUUUAGAACCAGCUCUUACCAGUAAAACCCAAAGGAUUAUUAAUGUUAUCUGUAUCA
Molecule: messenger RNA, 3094 nt
Organism: Girardinichthys multiradiatus
Lineage: Eukaryota; Metazoa; Chordata; Actinopteri; Cyprinodontiformes; Goodeidae
Gene: sypl1
Product: synaptophysin-like 1
Exons: 6
Coding region: 510-1229 (239 amino acids)
Cellular component (GO): synaptic vesicle membrane; synaptic vesicle
Source: RefSeq, a predicted model, not a curated record